This is a messenger RNA of Marmota flaviventris (yellow-bellied marmot), 1974 nucleotides long. Lineage: Eukaryota; Metazoa; Chordata; Mammalia; Rodentia; Sciuridae. The record is from RefSeq and is a predicted model, not a curated record.
AUGGCACUACAGGAGCAAUUGUUGAGCCUGCAGUCAGCUGCUCAAUCAAUAGCUUCAGGAGCAGGUGGUGUACCUGCAACCAGCAUACUUUGUUUAUUUGGUUAUGGACUUAGUGAAGUCUGCAAACUACAAAAUACUAUUAAGGUCCUGGAACAAAACCAAAGUCAGGACAGGGAUCAUCACCAACAUGAAAUGUCCAUUUUGCAGAAUGCACAUCAACAGAAAUUGGCAGAGUUAAGUCACCAGCAUCAACAGGAGUCAGAUGACUACGAAGGACGGAUUGCAGAACUUGAAAAGCUGUUACAUGAAGGUGACUCAGGAGUUACGGUAACUGAUGAGUCUCAUGUCUGGGAGAUGCAAAACAUGAUUCAGGUUCUACAAAGUGAAAACUAGAGUCCACAAGAAGAAUUAAAGAACUUGAGGAUACAAUAAGACAUAAAGAAAAAAUUAUCCUCCACAGAACAUGACAGAGAUGUCCUGAAGGGAGAAAAAGAGCAGCUCAGUGUGGAAAAGCAACAAAUAAUUGAAGAAUGUGAAAACUUGAAACUGGAAUGCAGUAAAUUGCAGCCUUCUAUGAUGGAGGAGAGUGAUCCUGUGGCAGGAAAGGGAACAAUUCCUCCACAGAGUUCAUCAGUGGGAGAAGUGUUCAGACUACAGCAAGCCCUGUCUGAUGCUGAAAAUGAAAAAAUGAGACUGAGUAGCUUAAGACAGGAUAGCUGUCUUGCUGAAGACAAUCUGAAACUUCAACAUGUGCAAGUUUUAGAAAAAGAGAAGUCAUUAUUGAGUCAAGAAAAGGAAGAACUUCAGAUAUCACUUUCCAAACUUAGCUGGGAAUGUGAAGUCAUUAAAAGUAAGGCUUCAACAGACAUGAAUUUGAAUAUACAAAUACAUGACUUAACACUGAACUUGGAGGCUAAGGAGCAAGAACUGAAUGAGAGUAUUAAUGAAAAGGAAAUGCUGAUAGCUCAGUUAGAAGAACUGGACAAUGAGCACCUGGAAGCUACAAAGCACAUGAAUUUGAUAAUAGAUGAGCUAUCAAAACAGCAAAAUGAAGGAGAUGGUCUAAUCAAGAAGUUGAAACAAGAUCUAGAGUAUGAAAAAGAGAGAGUUCAUCAACUUGAGGAGGAUAAUAUGGACAUAACUAAAGAGUUGCAUGUACAGAAAGAAAAGUUAACUGAGAGUGCACUGAGCCUCCAUGAUUUGCAUUUAACCAAGCAGAAGCUUGAAGAUAAAGUCGAAGAUUUAGUAGGUCAGCUAAGUCAGUCACAAAAAAGUAGUUUAAACAUCCAGCAGGAAAAUCUGGAACUUAAGGAACACAUUAGCCAAAAGGAGGAGGAACUAUGUAGAGUUCAAAAUGUGUUAAGACAUGCUGUUACACAUCAUCAAAAGGUCAUUGAAGAUCAAAACCAGAGUCACAUGCAACUACUUCAGUCACUACAGGAGCAGAAGGAGGAAAUGGAUAAAUUUAAAUACCAGUAUGAGCAGAUGAAGGCUGCACAUACCCAAAUGUUUUUUCAAAAAGACAAGGAAAUUAAGAAUUUGCAGAAAACCAUUGAACAAAUAAAAGCCCAGGGGCAUGAAGAGAGACAGGACAUUCAAACAGAGAAUGCUGAUAGUUUUCAAGAAACAAAAGUGAAAAGCCUUAAUACAGAAAAUGGGAGUGAAAACGAUGCCAUAUGUAAAGCCAAAAUGGAAAAUUUUGUGAAAAGAGUCAAAGAACGAGUACUUGAGAUUAAACUUCAGAAUUCAAAGAAUAUAUCUUUAACCAAACAGAUAGAUCAGCUGUCUAAAGAUGAGGUUGAGAAACUCACUCAAAUUAUCCAGCAGAAAGACAUGGAGAGAGGAGCUCUUCCUGCUAGAAUGUCUCUAGUUUCAUACACCUAGGAUGUCCUUGACCUCCAGCAGCAACUCCAGACCUUCGUUAUGGAAAAGAGAACAAGGAUUAGUAUUUUGAUUGGGAAGUUCCAAAAGUGA